Molecule: messenger RNA, 486 nt
Organism: Closterium sp. Yama58-4
Lineage: Eukaryota; Viridiplantae; Streptophyta; Zygnematophyceae; Desmidiales; Closteriaceae
Source: the annotation of a GenBank genome assembly
AUGCGCCUACAGGGUUCUUGCCAUUGCCGUGCCGUGACGUUCUCUUUGGAGUCUAGCAGCCCAUGCCCGUAUCAGCUAUGCUACUGCAGCAUCUGCCGCAAGGUGGGCGGGUCAGGCGGGUUUGGCAUCAACAUAGGGGGCGAUGCGAGGACGAUGCAGGUGCAGGGGGAGGAGCACCUGGCAACGUACCGGGCCAAGAUGAGGGCGGACACGGGCGAGGUGACUGAGAGCGGUGCGCAGCGGAGAUUCUGCCGUGAGUGUGGGUCGCACCUGUGGCUGUAUGACCCCAGGUGGCCUGACCUCAUCCACCCCUACGCCUCUGCCAUUGACUCGCCCCUGCCCACCCCUCCUGAGCGCACACACCUGAUGCUCAACUCCAAGCCCGCGUGGGUGCAGGCGAGCGUGGGCCCCACCGACAAGAGCUUCCAGGGGUACCCGCAGGAGAGCCUGGCCGACUGGCACAAGCGCACAGGGGUUGGGCAGUGA